Molecule: messenger RNA, 1067 nt
Organism: Dendronephthya gigantea
Lineage: Eukaryota; Metazoa; Cnidaria; Anthozoa; Malacalcyonacea; Nephtheidae
Product: dnaJ homolog subfamily B member 9-like
Exons: 3
Coding region: 149-832 (227 amino acids)
Cellular component (GO): endoplasmic reticulum
Molecular function (GO): protein-folding chaperone binding; misfolded protein binding
Source: RefSeq, a predicted model, not a curated record
AAGUUGCUGCGUGUGCGUUUCCUGCUGUGAAAAAUAUUUUAAUAUUUGGGAAGUACAGUGAUCAAUACAUUUUAUAUCAUUGAUUAUUUCAGUUGUCAUCUGCUUUAUUAUAUACAGCGAAGGAUUAUACAGCGAUAUUUGCAGUGUGAUGCAGUGUGAAAAUUUUGUCGUGAUAGCCGCCGUCUUCGGUGCGUUGGUUUCUGAAUUAAAUCUAGUUUUGGCUGGAAAGGAUUACUACAAAAUCCUCGGAGUACCGCGAGAUGCGAAGGAAAGACAAAUUAAAAAAGCGUUUCGAAAACUUGCCAUAAAAUACCACCCAGACAAAAAUAAGGAAAAAGAUGCGGAGAGCAAAUUUAGGGAGAUCGCAGAAGCUUACGAAGUGCUAUCUGACGAAAAGAAACGCCGUCAGUAUGACCAGUUUGGUGAAGAAGGAUUAAACGGAGAAGGUUUUAGAAGUGGAUCCUUCAAUUUUAAUGACUUUUUCAAAGACUUUGAUUUUGGUGGAUUUGGUAGGGCUGGCAACAAACGUGGUAAUGGUUUCAAGUUUUCAUUUGGUGGUGGUUUUGAUGACUUCUUCAAAAUGGAUGAUGAUGAUGAAGAUGAUUAUUUUGAGGAGGAGAGUGCUUUUGGUGGUGGCUUUGGUGAUGGCUUUGGUGACUUUGGUGAUGGCUUCGGUGACUCAUUUUUUGGACAUCAUAGAAAUAAUCAUGGGGAUAAUAUCCACACAAGACAGAUGUAUAAAGAGUCAUCAAGUAGUGGAUCUAGACAAAACUGCCGUACAGUUACCCGAAAAAUGGGUAACAUGGUUACAACUUUUACAGAAUGCACAUAGUGUUAACUAUAAAAUAGUGUAUAUACAGUACCAUGGUUUUGGGGCCAUUACUGGACGUUAUAAACUUCAUACUUGAUGUAUGAAAAUUACAAGUUUACACAAAUAAUGUGGAUAUACAAUGUUAUGUUUGUAAAAUUAGUAUACAAUCUCCUUGUAUAAAUGUAAUAUUUGAAUGUGAAAUUUAUGCUUAUAUUCUUUUGCAAGUAAAUAUGGUGACAUUUUUUUUCUUGUUAAA